Molecule: messenger RNA, 2785 nt
Organism: Xenopus laevis (African clawed frog)
Lineage: Eukaryota; Metazoa; Chordata; Amphibia; Anura; Pipidae
Gene: mal.3.L
Product: mal, T cell differentiation protein-like L homeolog
Exons: 4
Coding region: 91-600 (169 amino acids)
Biological process (GO): myelination
Cellular component (GO): membrane
Molecular function (GO): structural constituent of myelin sheath
Source: RefSeq, a predicted model, not a curated record
UGAUUGCUACGUUUUACACACAGACAGCCUGGAGUACUGCUGAGGAUUAAUCUGCACCAGCUCUACAGGGAGCAAACUGCCUGAAGCAAAAUGACCACUCAGGGGAUCCAGAUGCCAUCCAGCUGUGAAGUUCCAGAUAUUCCCUGUGGACUGAAAGUCUUUAGGACAUUGCCAUAUGCCUUUAUCUUAAUCGAAUUGAUGUUAGGAUGCUGGGUCUGGAUUUUGGUUGCCGCAACUGGAGUCGUUAUUGCUAUCAACAAUGGCUGGGUCAUGUAUGUGUCUGUGUCUUGUUUCUUCUUUUCGCUGAUACUGCUCAUGGUCUAUGUGUUUGGAUUGCACAAAAACAACUGCGGAACCUGGAGAAUAGUGGAUGUCAUUUAUCAUGGAAUCGCUGCAAUCUUUUACCUCAGUGCUGCUGUUUUAGUGGUGAAUUCAGCAAUAAUGUGUAAUGCUACUCUAGGUGCAGCUGUACCUCCUAUACCACCUUUCUAUCUUGGCUGCGCGUUGGUUAAUUACCGCUUGCUAUGCGCGGCCUCGGUCUUUGCUUUUGUCACAUCACUUUUAUAUAUGCUGCACAGCUUCCAGUCCUAUGUUCGUUGAAGAGCCAGACAGAGACGCAUGAGCAACCACUGGAACGGAACAGAAACCCAACUCAAAACAAUACGCACAGGGGAAAUUUGGCAAACGUUAUCAAUAUUUAAUAUCUGUAAAAGAAACAUGUGGUUAUUCUCAACCCUGUCAUUAUACACACAAUUUGGCUAUUGUUGUAUUUCGUAUGUAUCACAUUAUUAAUAAAGGCAGGACUGCCAUUAAUAUUGGGUGGGGCUGCCAUGUCUUUUAGAAAAAAAAAACCAGCCUUGCUAUCUCUGUAAUCUUUCCUAAGCAGUGGCACCAUGUGCUGUUUGUACCAGCUGGGCCAUAGAAGUACCAGACAGAUGGCAAUCCCAGUGGGUUGGGCUCAGAACAAAACAACCAGUGUGGUGUCUAAUUAUUCAUGAUCCAGCCUGUAACUCUCCUGAGCUACAGCUCCCAGAAUCCCCCAGAAAACUAGAGCCUGCAACUUAGACAUCCCUACCUUGAACGUGUGGCCCACACAUGGAAAUUUAUUCCUUCCACUUUACUUACAAGUUCUGCUCUGUAGCCCGCACACAGAGUAGAAAGAGUGGGAUCUGGUGCAGCCACUCCUACUUACUAACCCCACUCCAAUUAUAUUUCAGAUUAAAAAGGAAAACAUUCAAAAUAUUGUAACAUGAAUCACACACUUAUAUUUUGCCAGGCCACAGCCUCGACUAUGAUAGGUUGGGAAAGACACUCACGGUAUAUAUAUAUAUAUUUAUGGUAUAAAGGGUGCAUGAAAAGUAUUAUUGAAACCCCCCUAUAUUCUUAAUAACUUUGAGCACUUUCUGCUGUAUUAUGCUCUAUUUGUCAUAAUUAUAUUUAUUUGUUUUUCUUACUCUGAUUUCCCUAAACUGUUCCUUUUAUUAUGGGUUGUAUAAUAAAAUUAUGUUGCUCAGGGUUUAAGAAGCAAUGAUUCACUGGACUAUGGUCACACUUCUGAUUCUUUUAUCUUCUGCUUGGACUGAUUCAUUUGGUCUGACUGUACAGGACUGGGCUUUUGACACUCAAACCUUAAAAUCAGAAACCCCAUCACAUAUUCCCUGACAAAUAUCUGCCUCUGACUGGCUAGAGACCCUGGUUUUAAGCCAAAUGGUAAAUCAUGGGCAUAUUUAAUGCACACAUGAGCCUGAGGAGAGAACAAAAUAAACACUUUACUCUUCAUAACAUUUGAUUAUAGCUAUUUAACUUUGUGGUACAAAUGCAUGUAAAAAAUGGUCAGUAUAGGGACCUGUUCUAUUUUAUGCGACACAACUCGAACAAAUAAAUGGCUCUGUAGGGAUUUCUCUUUAAUGAAUAGAUAAAGAGAUAAAACAUGUGAAAGUCAUUUUAUGUUUUAUAUUACAGCAACCUGAUUACUUACAAUCAGAUCUUAUGAAGCUACUGAACAGCAUUGAAACUGAACUGAAAAUAUGCUCAGGAUCUGUCAUUUCCAAGAAUCCCCUUAUUUACAGUGACAAGUCAGAUGGUGAACAAGUUUGUUUGUCACACAUUGACUUUGGAUGAUGCCAUUUAAAUGGCUGAGAAGGACAGCAGCUUUGCCCACUUUGUCUACUUCUACUACUAGUACCCUAUGCUAAUUUCUGGUUUUGCUUUAUUUUAUCCAGUGGAUGGUAUCCUCAGUUCUUUAGCCCAGAAUCAAUUUAGUUGGAUAUGAUAUGAUGUUUAAAGGACAAGUAUAGAAAUAAAACAUUGGUGGAAGGUACCAGUUUGUUAGAUCCCUUAGUGACCAAAGCCUUGUACCCUGGGCUGACAUGGUGGCACUUUGUUGCAGAAUGCGACAAUGGCUACUUUUUUUGUGCUCCCAGGAGUCCCAUGUUGCUGCUUGAGGUGGGCAUAAGUACAGUACGGUAUAGCUUUCAAAGUGUGCUCUUCUGCCUUGUUUUACUCAUAGGACAGCUAGGAAAAAGAAAGAUAUUGCUUCCAUGCUCUGCAGUAAAUUAACCCUAACCAGUUCAUUCUUUAAAGAACAAGAAUGAAGUUUACUGGUGUGGGAUUAAAGAAUUAUGAAGUUUGAUCACUGAAGGUGAGUCAUAUAUUGCCACCCCCCUAGUAUUAUUUACUUUACUUGUCCUUUAAGUUGUAUAGAUGUAAUAUUUAGAGUGGAACAUGAAAACUGUAUUAUAUGAUAUUUGCUAAGUAAGAACAUUAAAAUGUCCUAUGUGUCUAA